This is a messenger RNA of Camelina sativa (false flax), 795 nucleotides long. RefSeq lists its product as uncharacterized. Lineage: Eukaryota; Viridiplantae; Streptophyta; Magnoliopsida; Brassicales; Brassicaceae. The record is from RefSeq and is a predicted model, not a curated record.
GUUUCAUAAUAAAGCUCACCAUGAGAUCCAGAAGUCAGAAUCAGACAGGUGAAGGUCAAAGUCAAACUAAUCAAUCAACCAAACCACAGAAGCACCUGAACCAUAAACUAGAAGGUUUUCAGUUCUCACUGACCUCUCCAUUGGCGAACCACUCCAUUUCCAUUUGGACUUUUACGCAAACCAGACUCAUACAUAAACCCUUGAGCUCAAAGACAGUAUCAUCAACCCACAAACCCUUGAGCUGCAACACCAACAAUCUUGCCUUUUAGACCACAUCCAAUGGAUACCACCGUUCCACCAUCUGGCACAAAGCCCCUUACAAUAUUCAAGAUGGGUUUAGCCUCCGCAAGCAUCCGUUUGGCUAGCCUUGCUUCUCGUUCGAAGAGGAAACUUUUUCGUUGGACUGCAUGUUAUGGCUCUGGGUAUCAUGAACCUGUUAUACAUCUCCAAAACGACAGGACUAUGAUGAUGAUGAACAAUGGUGGUAUUUAUGAGCCAAACGAAGGUGAACCGAGCAUGCUCUUGAGCGGGGAUCAGAGACGAGGUCCGUUGUGGCAGAAGAACAUUCUCAUGGGAGGAAAAUGCCAGCUUCCAGAUUUCUCCGGUGUUAUAUUGUAUGAUGCUGAUGGACAAGUUGUUCCUCCGGCCAAGAACUCUCUUCCUUUGCUCACCUGGAAGUAAAUGAAAAAGGAAACCUACUUAUUAUUUGUUUGUUUGCAUCAAUUUCUUGAAUGUAUGGUAUCGCUCUAUGAUUUUCUAUUAUUAAAAGAUUUAAGGAAAUAUGAAUUGUGUGAA